Diceros bicornis minor is the source of this 3580-nucleotide messenger RNA. RefSeq names its product SUMO interacting motifs containing 1 (gene SIMC1). The record is from RefSeq and is a predicted model, not a curated record. The transcript has 10 exons. Lineage: Eukaryota; Metazoa; Chordata; Mammalia; Perissodactyla; Rhinocerotidae. Bases 69 to 2912 code for a protein of 947 amino acids.
AGUCGCCGCCGUCGCCGCCGCCUGGGUCGCCGGCCGCCCGCGCGCUGGCUCGGCCGGGGCCCGCAGUCAUGGAGGACUUCAUCGUGAUCUCGGACGACAGCGGCUCCGAGAGCUCCGGGGCGGCCCGCUCGGUCCGGCCGCGGAGGCUCCGCCGGGCCCUGUCCCGGACCCCCGGCGCGCUGCCCCGCCGGACGGUGGACUUCAUUGACUUAACUAGAGAAACAAGACCAAGGGCAAAGGAUCGCAAUGGACUCUGUGUGAUUGACCUAACAAGAACUGAGGAAGAAAAUAGACCUAUUGCCACUCUUGACUUGACUCUAGAACCAGUUGCUCCCUCCCAGAAGGAGCCAACCAGUCUUCAGACAUGUGCCAGCCUCUCCAGCAAAGAGGUGAUGGAAGGGCGGGUGGACAGAAGCUCUCGGCCUGCAGCACGAAGAAUCAUUAACAGCGAUCUUGUGGAUUUGGACCUUUUGGAAGAAACCACAUUUGAAGGUCCCCAACCCCCUACAUCCAUCAGUGGGGACUCUGUUUAUCCAGUGGAGCCAAAUUGUAGCUCAACCACUUUCAAAGGUGACCUCAGUUUCUUGGCAAGCCUACAGCUAUCUUCAGAUGUUCACUCCAUCUCCCCAACAAGCAAUAAUGGUAGCAGCAGCAAUCAAAAGGCACCCUUGCCAUGCCCACAGCAAGAUGUGCCUUGCCCACCACAAGCCUUGCCAUGUCCACUGCGAGCCUUGCCGUGCCCACUGCGAGCCUCACCAUGUCCACCACGAGCGUCCUCAUGCCCACCACGAGCCUUGUCGUGCCCAUCACAAACCAUGCAGUGCCAGUUACAAGCUAUGCCUCACCUGCCUCAAGAAGUGCCAUGCCCUCCUCAAGAUGUGCCAUGCCCUCAGAAUGUGCCAUGCCCUCAGCAGAAUAUGCCAGACCCACCUCAAGACUCAUCAUGGCGUCCUCAACACUCACCAAGCCCACCUCAAGACUCUCUGGGCCUACCUCAAGAUGUGGCACACCUACAAGAUAUGCCACAGUCACUGGGAGACAUGCCACAGCCACCAGGAGAUACGCCACAAUCACCAGGAGACGUGCCACAGUCACUGGCAGACGCGCCACAGUCACCAGCAGACAUGCCACAGUCACCAGCAGAUGUGCUACAGUCACCAGGACAUGUGCCACAGUCACCAGGAGAUGUGCCACAGUCACCAGUAAGUGUGCCACAUUCACCUAAAGAAGUCCCAUACAUACCAGGAGAUGUGCUACGUUCACCUGGAGACAUGCCACACUUGCUGGGAAACAUGCCACACUCACUUGGAGACUUGCCUCUGUUACCACAAGACAGGCUUGACUCUCCCCAAAAUGAUGUACAGAACCAUGACGCUCCCAUGGAUAUCUCAACUCCAUCCUCUCCAAGCUGCUCUCCCAGCCCACAAUCUCCACAGUCUAAAAUUUCCUUAGAGAAAGUUUCUUGGCUCUCUGCCAUGGAAACUCCAGCCAGAAAAGAGAUACCAUUCUCAGAGCCUGCCAAACCCGGGUCUGCCCAGGUACAAGCACGAACACCACAAGGUGGUUUAUACAACAGACCGUGCCUGCAUAGACUGAAGUACUUCUUACGACCUCCAGUGCAUCACCUCUUCUUCCAGACACUCAUACCAGAUAAAGACACGAGAGAGAGCAAGGGUCAAAAAUUAGAACCCAUCCCUCAUCGAAGACUAAGAAUGGUAACAAACACCAUUGAAGAAAAUUUUCCCCUGGGAACUGUGCAGUUUUUGAUGGACUUUGUGUCACCCCAGCAUUAUCCACCCAGAGAAAUUGUGGCUCAUAUCAUCCAGAAAAUCCUGCUCAGUGGCUCUGAGACCGUGGAUGUCCUAAAGGAGGCCUACAUGCUUCUCAUGAAAAUUCAACAGCUACAUCCAGCUAAUGCCAAGACAGUGGAGUGGGACUGGAAGCUGCUCACUUAUGUCAUGGAGGAAGAGGGGCAAAAUCUGCCUGGGCGAGUCCUUUUUCUGCGUUAUGUGGUCCAGACGCUGGAAGAUGACUUCCAGCAGACCCUGAGGAAGCAACGACAGCACCUGCAGCAAUCCAUUGCAAGCACUGUGCUGUCCUGUGAUAAGCAGCCCCACAAUGUCAGGGAUGUUAUCAAGUGGUUGGUCAAAGCAGUAACUGAAGACGGAUUAACUCAGCCCCCAAAUGGGAAUCAAACCUCUUCAGUAACAGGAAUCUUGAGGGGCAGCAGUAGCCACCCUUCUCCCCAGCCUACCCUGACGAAGAACACCAAUCAGCUGAUUGUGUGCCAGCUGCAGAGGAUGCUGUCCAUAGCUGUAGAGGUGGACAAGACCCCCACCUGCAGCUCCAAUAAAAUUGCUGAGAUGAUGUUUGGGUUUGUGUUGGACAUUCCUGAGAGGAGUCAAAGAGAGAUGUUCUUUACUACCAUGGAAAGCCACCUGCUGCGCUGCAAAGUGUUGGAAAUCAUAUUCCUCCACAGCUGCGAGACACCCACCCGCCUGCCCUUGUCUCUGGCCCAGGCCCUCUAUUUUCUGAACAAUUCUACAUCACUGCUCAAGUGUCAGUCGGAUAAAACCCAGUGGCAGACAUGGGAUGAGCUGGUUGAGCAUUUGCAGUUUCUGUUAUCCAGUUAUCAACAUGUUUUAAGAGAGCACUUACGGAGUUCAGUGAUUGAUAGGAAAGACUUAAUAAUCAAAAGGAUUAAGCCCAAGCCCCAGCAAGGAGAUGACAUCACAGUGGUGGACGUGGAGAAACAGAUUGAGGCCUUCCGCGGCCGCCUGAUCCAGAUGCUGGGGGAGCCACUGGUCCCGCAGCUCCAGGACAAAGUGCACUUGUUGAAGCUCCUGCUCUUCUAUACCGCAGACCUGAACCCCGACACAGAGCCCUCUCCCGAGAACUGGAGCAGCCCCUGAGGUCCUCCUAAGCACUGAACACCAAGAAUACCUCCUGAACUCUAUCUCCAACUACUUGGAAGUUGUAAAAGUAUGAAAAGUAGUUAAAAACCUUACAGGACCAAACCUAUCUUAUUUAUCUGCAGGUUAUGCUAACUUUCUCUUUAGUAAAUACCUUUUUUUGAUAAUCCUAGCCUAGCCUAUUCUCAAAUAUGGCUUACUAUACAAGGUGUAUAUAUUUUUUAAUAAAUUAUUUAUCUAUACUUUUUUUGAAAAGGUAAUACUAUAUGCACUAUAUGUUUAACAGUUCUAUUCAAGAUGUGAAAAAAACCCUCUGCUGAACAAAUCCUAGACAUCAAUGUUACGUCAUUCAAGGUACGGACAACCUGUUUCGAAAGAGAAAGAUCCGUUUCUCCCUAAUGGAACACAAACAUCCUAUAUUAGACCUUUUAUAUUGCCUAUAAAUUUGACUUUGUGGCCAGUCUAUUAAGAUCUAAUGUAAUGUGGGGGGCUAGAAACAAAAAGGAUUGAGUGUGUUACAAAAAAUUUGAUGUUAAAAGCAAUCAAUCAAUAAAAAGGCAAUGGUUUUUCAAAAUACCAAGUUUACCAUGCUUAAGUUCCAUGACUGAGUAAGCAGAAUGGAAUAACUGCUCUUAACAGGACAAAAAAACAGCUAUGCACAUUUGAGA